Messenger RNA from Trypanosoma cruzi, 2274 nucleotides. RefSeq names its product retrotransposon hot spot (RHS) protein, putative. The transcript has a single exon. Lineage: Eukaryota; Euglenozoa; Kinetoplastea; Trypanosomatida; Trypanosomatidae. The record is from RefSeq and is a predicted model, not a curated record. The annotation marks the transcript as partial.
AUGGACAUGAAGCUGAAUGAUUUUCUUGCGAUGGAAUUUGACGGCAGAGGCAUUUUGCGCGCCAAUCGGAAUGUCUUACUGAGGGAUUUUUUCAAGGAUCCCACGAGUCAUAUCCGCGAUGCGGGAGUAUUGAAUGAAAUACGGGCAACAGGUGCUUAUGCGAGGAUGGAGGGGACUGUAAGGGAUGAAACGGGUUUGGAAGAAGCUGUACGCAGGCUUCACCACGAGGGUGUGGUCUCUCUCGAGCAAUGGAGGGACCAUGAAGGAAAGGAUACGGUCGCUCCACUUGCAAAGGGAAAGCUAAACGCAGCCUUCACUGAGGUACUGAGAAAAGAAAAAGCAAGGCGUGAGGAAGAAGAAAGGGCAAGGCGUGAGGAAGAAGAAAGGGCAAGGCGGGACCAGCAACAAAUCAACUUUAACUUAAGUCUCAGCAAUGAAGACGCAAUUUUUCAAGGAAGAGCUCGCUUCUAUAAAAAGAAGAUGAAUGAUUUUCUUACGCUGGAAUUGGACGGCAGAGGCGUCGCAGACACCAAUCGGAGAGUUUUGCUGAAGGAGUUUUUUAAGGAACCCGCGAGGUAUAUCCAUGAUGCGGGAGUAUUGAACGAAAUAAAGAAAACAGAUGCUUAUUUGAGGGCCGAGAGGGCUGUGCGGGAGGAAAUGGAUAUGGAAAAAGAUAUAAAGGAGCUCGAAUAUAAUCAUUUAAGCACUCUACGUGGGUGGUCAAUAGCUUCUGCGGAGAUAAAAGCAAGUGUUCAUGACAUCACCAAAAGUUUUUUGGAUGCAGCCCUUGAGGAGGCGAAGAAACCAACGACGACGAUUGCACCGAUAGAAAUGGAGGGAUUGUACGAGUCUGUGUACAAUGCGAGUUGGCAUCAUGUCGUGGAAGUCCCUGGCGGCGAGGGGACGGGAAUGGAGGUGAGGGAGGGGAAACCACCGCAGUCAUGGACGUACAAGGCAGUUAGCCGAACCCUCGAAAAGGAUGACGGUGUAGAGCAAUCCGGUGCACCGCGUCUCAGGCUGAUGGUGCUUACCUCGGACGAUGAAUGGCCAUACACGUGGAAAAAUGAUGGAAGGAAUAUUAGUGACUGCUAUGUGGACUGUGAGGUGGAGCGAGUGUGGCAAACCGUCAAGGGCAAUCUAACCGGAUUGUUCAGCGCCUACGAAGGGACCGACUAUAUCCCCAAGCAGCAUGUGUUGAUUGGGACGCCCGGGAUCGGGAAGUCGAUGGGUGCCGGCUCGUACCUCCUCUACCAGCUUCUGCACUACGAUGCGGAGAAGCUCCCAAUGGUUGCGUACGUUAUUGCGGAUAGAAAAUUCCUGUUUGACAAGACCGCCAAAACCGUGAAAAAAUACGGUGAGGCGUCUAGUAUCGUGGAUAUUUUGGACGAGUUUUCUGAUCGUGGGGUGGAGGGGUAUAUUAUCUACGACGUGGCAAAACCGGGUCAUGAACCGCCUGAUAGUUUGCCUUGCAAGGGAUGGGGCAUGAUUGUGGUGACAUCACCGAACGAGGGCAACUUCAUAGAAUGGGAGAAACAAAAAGGAUCCGUACGAAUCGUAAUGAAUUGUCCUGCGAAAGAAGAUGUAAAGGCGAUGUGCGUUUGUAUGAAUCGCAAUGAGCCAACUGUGCAAGCGGGAUACUGGAAAAAGGUGGAAGAUCGAAUGGAUAAAGUGGGACCGCUUCUUCGCUACAUCUUUGAUUGGGGCACAUACAAAGAUCGGAUUGACUCGUGCGAAAGUACAGUUAAUAAAAUGGUCUUGCCGGAUACCAACUAUUACUUUUUGGGGACUGAUAAAAUGUGUGAAGGUAACCACGUUUCUCACAAACUUGUAAAGGUCGUACGAGUACGAGGAGAAGAUGAUUCCGAAAUGCCUUACAAUGCACUGGUAUCUUCCCACCUUGCAGAAUUAACGUUAUGCAAGUUGGCGGAGUUAAUGGCACCGAAUGAUUUUAUUUUACUCGUAUUGGCCAUCAAGGACGACCUCAUAUCAAAAGCCCUUGAAGAUCAUUCCUUGUUUGCAUUUUUAAGUGAGGCCUUUGUAAAUGCAAUAAUAACGAAAUUCAGGGAGCUGAAACUAGAAAAAGGUGCUCCACCACACCGCUGUGCGUUGAGAGUGCAUCCACAUGAGUGCCCUCUCAAGCCCUGUAUUUUACCGUUAAUGGAAAAAUUUAAAAAGAAGAUCAAUAUAGAGUAUCGGGUGCUGUACAAACCGGUGGCUCAAAACUUUCCGUUGGUGGACGCCUUUUUCUUUGUGAAGUCAAAUCCAAUGACGCUG